Messenger RNA from Tarenaya hassleriana, 1946 nucleotides. RefSeq lists its product as uncharacterized. The record is from RefSeq and is a predicted model, not a curated record. The transcript is spliced from 10 exons. Lineage: Eukaryota; Viridiplantae; Streptophyta; Magnoliopsida; Brassicales; Cleomaceae. Bases 252 to 1817 code for a protein of 521 amino acids.
ACUCCCGGGAAAGUGUCGGUUCUUCUAUCUCCCUUUAAUUUCCUCGCUUAUUUUCCGGGAAAAUUGUGAGGCUUUCCAAGUUUGGAUCCAUAGAAACAUAACGACAAGCUUUGCAAGUCUGGAACUUUUCGAAAUAUGACUUUGACGUUUGGAGGAAGAUUCUGAUGGAUGAAGGGUUUCUCCCCUCAGAUUCUCUUGAGGAAUUUAUGCUGGCAGAAAAGCGCGAGAAAGUGCCGAGAAAGUGAGAGAAAAUGAUGGGUCUGAUAUGCCGUUCCGCUGCGGCUUCUCCCACUUGUUCUUCGUCUUCUCCGAGUAACUCGGGGAAAGUAGUUUCACAGAAUUUACCUGAUGCAUCACCUCCAAGAUUCUCUUCUUACAGUACACCGAUUGUACCAAUUGAGAAGAGAUUACCAUUGUCCCUCCAGGCUUCCGAUUUCAGCGAAACGCCAAAGUCUCCAGAAGAACUGAGGAAGGAAAUUGCUUCACUUGAGUCCGAGAUUCUUCGUCUGGAGCGUUUUCUGCUGCCCCUUUACAGGACAGCUUUCGAAGAGCAAGUUCCUUCCUUCUCCGGUCUUUCGGGAACAAACUUACCCGGCACACUGACCGGUUCACCAUCUCUGUCUUUGCCAAAUCAAUUCUCUCACAAUUUUGACCAGAAACCCGAGCAGAAAACCGGUUUUUGCUGCCAUUAUCAAGCUUCUUCUCCUGUGUACAGCAAGAACUUUUCAUACCCUCGGAGUUUUCAUGCUAGUCUGAAGGCCGUGUCAGCGAGGGAGGGGAGAAAACGGGUUUCUGGUCAUCGCAGUCUUGGAGAUCUUCUCGGGUCUUCUCAUAUCGUAGAUAACGUUAUCAAUCCAAACAAGCUUUCGGAAGAUAUCAUCAGAUGCAUCUCUUCUGUAUACUGUACCCUUUCCAGCUCAACAAGAACCGAUUCUGGAUCUGGUUUCUCUGUUUCUCCGCCUUCAUCUUUGUCUUCCUGGAGCGUGUUUCCUUCCAAGGCUCCUAAUGAUAGCUGGAAUCUGCACUGUCAAGAAGGGAAUGUGUCAUCCGGUAUCGUAGUAGAGUCUCUGAAAAUUCACCUGGAUGAUGGUAGUUUCAAUUACACUGCUCUUAUGCUGCAACACUUCAGAUCACUGGUUAAAAAUCUUGAGAAGGUCGAUCCAAAUGGAAUGAAACGGGAAGAGAAGCUCGCCUUUUGGAUAAACAUCCACAAUGCCCUCGUGAUGCAUGCAUACUUAGCCUACGGGAUUCACAACCGAGCAAGAAACGCUUUGAUCUCGAAGGCAGCUUAUGAUGUUGGAGGCCAUAGAGUAAACCCCUACAUUAUCCAGAGCUCCAUCUUAGGCAUCCGACCACAUUACUCAGUACCAUUGCUUCAGACCCUGUUCUCCCCGUCAAGAACGUCAAAAACUCGUAGUAUCAGACACAUAUACGCCUUGGAAUAUCCCGAACCAUUGAUCCAUUUCACUCUUUCUUCAGGCAUAUCAUCAGAUCCACCGGUUCGGGUUUACACUGCAGAAAGCAUAUUCCGGGAUCUAAGAAAAGCCAAAGAAGAGUUCAUCAGAAACAACGUAGGUACCCGAAAAGGGACAAAGAUUGUACUGCCCAAGAUCCUAUAUUACUACAUGAAAGACAUGUCACUAGACGUGUCUGGUUUCUUGCAAGCAACAACUGGGUGUUUACCAGAAGCAGCAAAGAGAAUUUCCCAGAAACGUUUGAAGGAUAAGAAGAGCAAGCUCGUGGAAUGGCUGCCGGAAAACUCAAACUUCCGGUAUGUUAUCGCCGGAGAAGUGACCGGAGAAAGGAUCAAGAGAUGAUAAAUCCGAUGUGGGUUUCUUCUAAUGUAAUUAAAUCACACAUACAUAUUUAUGCAUAUGAUAUUCAUAAGUUUGAAAAAAUGGGAUUUCGAAAUUGAAUGAAUGAAAAAUUUUACAUUGGUAAAAGUA